CUCUGCAUUCACGUUGGGGUGCAGUACGUACCAGCUUGAACCUAUAAACAAACAACACCCUUCGGAAAUGCAAACAACAAAGUUCUUGAUAUAUAAGCGAAGACAGAGGCGAGUGUCAACUAAAUACUUUGUGUUGGAGUCAGCGUAGCAAUGCCGGUUUUUAGUCUCUUCACGAAUGUGGCAGCUAGGGACAUCCCGGAGGGGUUUCUGUUGGAAACCUCAAAAAUCAUCACCAAAGCUAUUCGGAAACCGGAACAAUAUAUUACGGUCAGGAUUCAUCCAGGCCAGAUGAUGAGCCACGGGGGUACGACUGACCCAUGUGCCAACUCCGAGCUUCGGAGUAUCCGAAACAUGGGGCCGGAAGAAAACGCUCAGAUGUCCAAACAAAUUUCAGAAUUCCUGAAAAGCAAACUUGGAAUUGACAAUACAAGGAACUACAUCAAAUUCACCGACCUGUCGCCCCAUGAGGUUGGGUAUGAGGGGACCACGUUUGGAGAGCUGGUGAAAGACCCGAAAUGGGCGACCCUACUGGCGCAGUGACAUUCAAAGACACCAAACACUUCAUGACUAUACGUGUAGCAGCGGUGAAGAGUUUGAAAUCACUCUCAAGCUCAUGAUUAAAUUGUUCUCCUGCAGCAGCAUUUGAGUGAUGAGUUAAUGUAAUAAUGUAACAGUAAAACACCUACCGGUAAAUAUAAUCUGUCAACUUUGGGACUGCAUUUUGGCAAAUAUCUUUUUUGUUAUUCGUUUCAAUGUAAAAGUGUUUACAUGUACCUUCAUGUUUCUCUGUGACUUAACAUGAAGCUAUUUUUAAUGCUACGGUGAUCCCCUAUUAAACUCUUUAUAUAACUAUCA
This is a messenger RNA of Haliotis rubra (blacklip abalone), 855 nucleotides long. RefSeq names its product macrophage migration inhibitory factor-like. Lineage: Eukaryota; Metazoa; Mollusca; Gastropoda; Lepetellida; Haliotidae. The transcript has 3 exons. The record is from RefSeq and is a predicted model, not a curated record. Gene Ontology annotation, molecular function: phenylpyruvate tautomerase activity; cytokine activity. Bases 151 to 540 code for a protein of 129 amino acids.